CCCCAGAAGCAGGAAGGCAAGCGGCAGAAACCAGAAGUAGGAGGAGCAGGAGGGAGAAGCAGGAGGGAGAAACAUUGUUAAAAGGUUCUUGAAAUAAACUGCAAAAGGAAGAGUUCUCGGGUCGUGUCUUUCUGGCUGGUCAAGGCGGACACAACAACUGCCUAAAUUUUCAUUUCAUUCAGAAACCAUAUUAAUGUGUGUGGCACUACUGGGAACUGAACCUAGGACCUCAUGUAUUCUAGUCAAGCCCUCUCCCUGAGCUACAACCACAGGUGCAGCUGUAACCUGAAGCAGCUGUCUAUUGCCUUGGCACUACCUUACCUUGACGCGUCUGCCCUGCUGGGGACUGUAACCCGAGCCAAAGGCCUGCCUUACUGAGGCUGCUUUAGCUACUGACAUCAAGGAAGGAAGGAAGAGCGUGAAAUCCCCCAGAAUGGAUCCUUCCAAGCAGGGCUAGAUGCUGAGCGACUCCCUGGGAGGAUGGCUCUGCCAUCUCCACUUCUACUUAGGGACAACAGUCACUAGUGUGUCCUCUUCAGGCACGGAAACGAAUACUCGAAAGAAACCUCUGGAAGAUUUCCUUUUCUCUUUUGAACUCUGCCAUGUAUCGCUGCAGGCCAUGUCCAUGUGGAAAUCGAGGCUCACCAAAAGCCUGAAGCUCCCAUCUCGAAGGAUGCACUCUUUCCCAUGCUCAGCUCUGCUGGCCUGUUUUGGGAACACCAGGGAAAAUGCUACCUUUGAUCAGUCCAGCUCGACGGAUACUCACUCCGCCAUCUAUGUCCAGCCCAUGGCCAAAGCAGGCAGACAUCCAAGUCCAAAGGUAGAAGAAAAAGCUCCAGAGAAAAGGCGAGAUUCUGGUAUGCACUCGGAGCAAAAUGGCACGGCCAAUGGCAGUAACAGCAAACACACCGCUGUCCAGCCUGUAGAGACCCCUGAGGAUUUGGCCAGGUCCCUGCAUGACGACUGUGAGGCCGUCACUUUCCAGACGUCCAUCCCUAGACCAUCAAUUAUUGACAUGCCAAAGGAAGAAGAAUCCCAUCAAGAGCCCCAGUGCCCUGAGAUGGAACAGAAGGUGCUCUCAGGUAGAGUAUGGUCAGCACGGCUCGGCUUUGGCUGGCUGCUGGUACUUACAGCUGGGCUUGACUCUGACAAAAGAUUUGUGGAUGACAAAGAGAAAUCUCCCUGUUACAGAUGA
Messenger RNA from Mastomys coucha (southern multimammate mouse), 1195 nucleotides. RefSeq names its product family with sequence similarity 107 member B (gene Fam107b). The transcript is spliced from 4 exons. The record is from RefSeq and is a predicted model, not a curated record. Lineage: Eukaryota; Metazoa; Chordata; Mammalia; Rodentia; Muridae. Bases 458 to 1195 code for a protein of 245 amino acids.